AUGGGUCCCAAAUUUGAUCCAACAGCCGUUUAUGAAAUUAUGGUUCGUGUCACCGGCGGUGAAGCACCGGGUGGUUCAUCAUUAGCUCCCAAAAUCGGUCCUCUUGGUCUAUCACCAAAAAAAGUAGGCGAUGAUAUUGCUAAAGCAACUGGUGAUUGGAAAGGCAUGCGUGUAACAGUAAAAUUAACUGUUCAAAAUCGUAAUGCUAAAAUUGAUGUUAUUCCAUCAGCGUCAUCACUUGUUAUUAAAGCACUUAAAGAACCACCACGUGAUCGUAAAAAACAAAAGAAUAUUAAACAUGAUGGUAAUGUUUCACUAGAUGAAAUAUUUAAAAUUGCUCGAGUUAUGCGACCACGUUCAUUAGCUAAAACAUUUGAUGGAACUGUCAAAGAGAUACUUGGCACAGCACAAUCUGUUGGUUGCAAAGUAGAAGGUUCUCAUCCACAUGAUGUUAUUAAUCAAAUAAAUAAUGGUCAAGUUGAUGUACCACGAGAGUAA
Molecule: messenger RNA, 498 nt
Organism: Rotaria sp. Silwood2
Lineage: Eukaryota; Metazoa; Rotifera; Eurotatoria; Philodinida; Philodinidae
Source: the annotation of a GenBank genome assembly